Hyaloperonospora brassicae is the source of this 1110-nucleotide messenger RNA. NCBI's taxonomy places the organism in Eukaryota, Oomycota, Peronosporomycetes, Peronosporales, Peronosporaceae. The record is from the annotation of a GenBank genome assembly.
AUGUUAGCCACGUCUGGAUCAGCUCCGUCGACGUCGUCGCAGCGGCAGUUGCAGGGCCUCUUGACGCGACGUGCGGUCACUGUCGAUCCCAAGAACGCCGCGCAAUACUUCGGCCACGUGGCUGCUGUCGUCCGGGAGAACGAAGACAUCACAAAGCUGCGGACGUACAACCUCAAGAGAAGAGCUCUAGUGGCCUACAAGGGGUACGAAGCUGUUCUGAGUCGCAAGAAACGCACGUCAACGGGCAGCAGUGUCAAGCCAUCAACCGGUGCAAUGACGUACACCUCGCGACCGGGCGCGGUCUCGGUUGAUAGUACCAAAGCUACAUUCAAUCCAGCAGCGGUCCUACAAUUGCAGGCAAUGCUUCCCCGAUCGCAGCCAGUAGCAGUCAAGCCAGCUCCUAGCAUACCAGCAGUGUCGUCCGUGAUCCCAUCGACGACGUUGGCGACACCGACGGUGACGUCUUCAGUAACGACGGGACGGAUGACUCCAGCACAAAUUCAACUGCACCAGCAGCAAAUGAAGAGCGCCCAGCAGCAGCAGCAACCGUCAAAGAGAUCCGACUUUGUUGUGGGUACGACAGUGCUCAUCCGGAACACUGCCGAUCUGAUCGCGUGUGGAGCCCGGAAUUUGGCGGGCAAGAUGGGGCGUAUAGUUGCAGCCCCUCAGAUAUACGGACAAGAGCUUUACUCUGUCUACAUUGACGAACACGAAGCGCUGUUCCAGGUUCCAUUCAACGCGUUGACGCUUGUCGCGCGUCCAACGCCAAACCAGCAACAGCAGACACAAGCGACACAGAAAAUGCAGCAGAUGCAGGCGCAGCUUGCCGCAGGAGGGCGGCAACGCUCUCAAAGUGGCAAUGGCAAAGCAUCGAGGGGAUCGAAAUCAGCCGAGCAGAUCAAGAUGGAGCACUCAUUUCAACUGCACCGUCUAAUGCAGCAGCAAUAUCGUGAAAUUCAGGUACUGCAACAGCGCUACGCAGAGUGUCGACUAGUGAAACCGACGGCGCUGUCAGGCAUUCAGAAGGAGCUGUCCAAGCUGCGACUUGUGCAUCUUUCCCAAGUGCAAACCCUGAAGAGCAAACAGGCGUUAGACAUGAUUGGCAAGUAG